UGCAUGUGCCGAAGAUUUCGAUCGCAGUUCAAGCAACGAAUGCUACUCUGACAGACGAAAACCGAUGGCCAACUUUACUUCUAACGCCUGCUGGAAGAUUAACUAUGACUUCCCGAAGAUCUUCUUAACUGUUGUAUAUGUUAUCACUUUUAUUUUUGGACUUCUUGGCAACUGCUUGGGCUUGAAAUCAAUUUUUACAAACUGGAGGAAGAUGGGAAACAUUAAAAUACUGGCUUUAAACCUGUGCAUUACGGAUAUCAUGUACGUGCUUACUUUGCCAUUUCUGUUGACCUAUCAAGUGCGAAAACAAGGAUGGAUAUUUGGAGACCCUUUCUGCAAGGUAACAAGAUUCAUAUUCAACGUGAAUCUCUAUGGGAGUAUUGGAUUUCUCACCUGCAUCAGCGUGUACAGGUAUCUGGGCAUUGUGCACACUAUGAGGGUAAAAGGCAGGAUAAACGUGAGGCAUUCUAUAGGAAUAUCUGCACUGGUCUGGAUUGUGGUUUUGAUUCAAUGCCUGCCUGAUGUGUUUUAUGAGAAAACAUUCGAAAAUAGACUUAAAUGCUAUGACUCAACUACUGAUGAUUACCUUGAUUCUUACCUAAAAUACAGCAUUAUACAGACUGCUGUUGGACUUGUUAUCCCUUUUGUCAUAAUAGUCUGUUCCUAUGGCCAUGUGGCUGUGAUUCUAGUCACCAAGAAAGACAUCGGAGACAGCGCGCUGAAGGUGAAGUGCCUCAGGCUGGUGGUGAUUCUCGCCCUGCUCUUUUCCAUAUGUUUCAUCCCUGUCGUCAUCUUCAGAAAUCUCAACUUGAUGACUCGCAUUUCAAAAAAGAGGGGCAUCUGUAAGCCAUGGUAUUCCAGCAUAUACAUCGCCAAACAGAUAAGCGAUGGACUAGCGUGUCUGAACAGCGCCAUUAACCCACUGGUGUAUCUGUUGAACAGUAAUAAACUGCUGAAGAGGUAUUUCAGUUUCAAGGGAAAAGAACAACAAGAUCCACGUUCAAUUGAACUCUCACAACUGCGAUCAACAGAGGACUGAAAUCAACUUGCACAUCUAAAUACAAUCCCACCAGCCAGUUCAUCCGUAUCAAGCGGAGUAUGGGUGAAGUCUUACGCAUGCACAUAAAGCAGGGCAAGGGCAUCUUUUCAAAAUGUUGUACAUGCUGGAUCACA
Molecule: messenger RNA, 1173 nt
Organism: Clarias gariepinus (North African catfish)
Lineage: Eukaryota; Metazoa; Chordata; Actinopteri; Siluriformes; Clariidae
Product: P2Y purinoceptor 1
Exons: 2
Coding region: 65-1039 (324 amino acids)
Biological process (GO): G protein-coupled receptor signaling pathway
Cellular component (GO): membrane
Molecular function (GO): neuropeptide receptor activity
Source: RefSeq, a predicted model, not a curated record